AUGUUGGAAGACGACAUAUAUCGGACCUCGACGCAAUACCGACUCUGGUCUUUCACGGAAGACUCUCUUCGGUCAAUCAGGGCUAAUACAAACGCCGUCGCGAGUGAGCGUGUUCGUGCCGCCGUCCGCAGGGCCAGAGAAGCUCGACAACAGGCAGCUCUCACGCCAGACCAAGGCACGCCAAAUCCCAAUCCAAGCGAUAACGAGAGAGCGGUUACUCCGGCCAGGACAGGAGCUGGAAGCGAGCAGGAGAUAGAAUGCCUCACCCCAGAUGAGGAAUUUGAGCUGGUACAAUACUUUUGUGAGAAAACUAUGGAGCUGGGAGACGAAUAUAAGCCACCUCUACCAACGACGGCGACCGCGAUUCAAUACCUUCGACGGUUCUAUCUCACAAACUCCCCAAUGACCUACCAUCCUAAAUCAAUCAUGCCAUGCGCACUAUUCCUAGCUACCAAGACAGAUAACUUCUACAUGUCUCUACGUUCCUUUACAGAACAUAUACCCAACUCAACCAUGGAAAGCAUAAUUGCUCCCGAGUUCUUACUCACACAGGGCUUGCGGUUUACGUUUGACGUGCGACACCCAUUUCGUGGACUAGAGGGCGGGAUGAUGGAGUUAAAUGCCAUUGCAAACGGAGAAGCUACACCAGGUCCGCAUCUUCCAGGACUUACAGUCGCCGGACUCCAGAAAGCAAUUCAAUCACUUCCCCCACCGCCUACUUCGAUAGCGGGACCAGUGCCGGCCUCGCCACUAUCCACCCGGUUAGCAAAAGUACACCAUAAUACCCGGGAGAUACUCAAGCAUUCCGUACAAAUGACAGAUGCCUACUUCCUCUACACCCCUUCCCAGAUAUGGAUUUCUGCAUUACUCAUUGCCGACAGGCCCCUUGCCGAAUUCUACCUAGAAACAAAACUGGGACCGGCCGCUCCGUCAUCGUCGUCAUCUUCAUCUAGCCAACCAUCAGCCAUGUUAUCCAACAUACGUACUAAAUUGACCCCUGUGUUGCAGUCCUGCUGCGACCUACUUACCUCUUAUAUUCAAAACAACGGCUCAUCUAGCACUGCCCCUGGCUCGCCGCGUAUGAAAAGGCUGAAACAAAUAGGCAGAAAGCUUUUCCACUGCCAGAACCCGGAGAGAGAAGACCUAGUGGCGUUGAAUAGGUUACAGAAACAAGGUGGCUCAGCUGCACAAACGGGAGCUAAUACGCCUUCAGAGCCCGUUGCCGCUCCUGCUACUGCCAAUGCUAGUGGCGGUGGUGGUGACGAGCAAGGUGUGGAAAAUGAUAUCGACCGGGCCGCUAAGAAGCGCAAAUUAGAACUUGAAAAGUUCGAAGGAGAGAGAGAUUCUCCGUUUGGGGGGGAAUUAAAGAAGGGGUAG
Messenger RNA from Microsporum canis CBS 113480, 1377 nucleotides. RefSeq names its product cyclin CCL1. The transcript has 2 exons. Gene Ontology annotation, cellular component: nucleus; transcription factor TFIIK complex. The record is from RefSeq and is a predicted model, not a curated record. The coding region runs from base 1 to 1377 and encodes 458 amino acids. Lineage: Eukaryota; Fungi; Ascomycota; Eurotiomycetes; Onygenales; Arthrodermataceae. Gene Ontology annotation, biological process: regulation of transcription by RNA polymerase II; regulation of cyclin-dependent protein serine/threonine kinase activity. Gene Ontology annotation, molecular function: cyclin-dependent protein serine/threonine kinase regulator activity.